UGCAAGAAACUUAAAGCUGUGACCCUUUCCUGCUUUUCAGUUUGAGUCCAGAGCCUCGAGCGCUGCUGCCAUUGAUGCCGCAGGAAAGCAGGAGGAGCCGCUGGCUAAGUUGACUGGAGGGAAAGUGAAGGACGUCUCCAAAGAGACUGACGUGAAUAUCCUCAAGAACUUGAUUGCAGAGCUGCAGAAAGAGAUGACAGAGCUGGAGAAGCGUGGAGACGAGUUGGAGGCUGAAAUAGAAGCCAAGAAAGCCAAAUACCUGGAGGAGAUAGAGGAGCUGGAGAAUUACAUUUGUCAGCUGGAGGAGGAGGAGGCUGAUCUUCAGUUCCAGAUGAAGGAUCAGAGUGGGGACUAUGAAGAACUGCUGAAUCAGAAGAUGAAUCUAGACAUCGAAAUUGCUGCUUACAGGGGUUUGGUUGAAGAAGAGGAGGAGAGACUGAGCUGCCUGUAAGAUGCAAAAAGAGGUGAUGCUCUUCUCUGGACUGAAGCGGACACAAAGAAACACUAAAACCACAUACAAUUCCACCCUUAACAGUGAGUCUCACAAAUCAGGAAAGCAAAGAAAACAGCUGUCAGACACACUUAACCUUCUGAGCAGAUGUAAACCUUCACUGAAAGAUGAACUUCAGGGAGUUCGUGCAAGCUCAUUGAUAACGGGUCAGUGGCAGGUAACCCCGGGUCUUCAAGAAACACUGGAUCUGUGCAGCAGUGGGAGUGUGUUGAUCGUGAUGGGGGGUUUUCAGCACUGGAAUCUUCUACUUGGAGUUUCAUAGUCCUUGUCACUGACCCACAUGCAUACCCUACCGUUCAAAAGUUUGGGGUCUGUAAAAUUUCUUUUUUAAAGAAACAGUACUUUUAU
This is a messenger RNA of Sinocyclocheilus rhinocerous, 859 nucleotides long. RefSeq names its product neurofilament light polypeptide-like. Bases 194 to 451 code for a protein of 85 amino acids. The record is from RefSeq and is a predicted model, not a curated record. Gene Ontology annotation, biological process: intermediate filament organization. Lineage: Eukaryota; Metazoa; Chordata; Actinopteri; Cypriniformes; Cyprinidae. Gene Ontology annotation, molecular function: structural constituent of cytoskeleton. The transcript is spliced from 4 exons. Gene Ontology annotation, cellular component: intermediate filament; cytoplasm.